CAAACAGUCACUGUCUUGUGUGAUUGUGUCUGGAGUCAGGUUCCCGCACUGAACCCGGAAAACUCGAGCAGAAACAAACUGACGUGAUGGCUGCCAUCAGUAAGAAGCUGGUGAUUGUGGGCGACGGCGCGUGUGGGAAAACGAGUCUGCUCAAAGUCUUCAGUAAAGAUCAGUUUCCGGAGGUUUACGUGCCCACCAUAUUUGAAAACUACGUGGCCAACAUUGAAGUGGACGGGAAACAGGUUGAGUUGGCAUUGUGGGAUACGGCAGGUCGGGAGGAUUACGAUCGCUUGCGGCCACUCUCUUAUCCUGAUACUGACGUCAUUCUCAUGUGUUUCUCCAUCGACAGUCCCGACAGUCUCGAGAACAUUCCUGAGAAAAAGACCCCAGAAGUGAAACAUUUCUGUCCAAACAUUCCCAUAAUCCUGGUGGGCAACAAGAAGGACCUGCGGAAUGAUGAACACACUCGCCGUGAACUCUUCAAGAUGAAGCAGGAGCCCGUGAAACUGGAGGAGGGCCGCGACAUGGCCAACAGAAUCUCUGCCUUUGGAUACAUGGAGUGCUCUGCGAAAACGAAACAUGGCGUGCGGGAGGUUUUUGAGAUGGCCACCAGGGCGGCGCUGCAGGCCAAACGGGGCAAGAAGAGCAAUUAAUGUGUGCUGCUGAAAAUGGACUGAACGCAACUGGUAUUUUAUUUCUUUUAAGUGAAAUCGGUUCAGUUUGUGUCAGUAUUUAAAUAAUCGUGUUCACGUUCAGUUGAACGCGCUCGCACAGACGUUUAUUGUGCCGCUGCAGAUAUGCAACAAACAUUUAAAACACAUCAGGACCAACACACACUUGGACGAGACUUGAAAUUCAUGUAUUUUCUUUGAAAGCAAACAGGAUUUGGUAUCUUUGUGUAUUAAAACCUUUAUAAGAAACUUUUGCUGAUUUGAGUCUUCAGUGUUUGUCUUUUUUGUAUUUUUUUUAUUGGAUUUAAGUAUGUUAAAUAAACAGACUGUAGAGCUGUU
Messenger RNA from Myxocyprinus asiaticus (Chinese sucker), 1010 nucleotides. RefSeq names its product rho-related GTP-binding protein RhoA-B-like. Gene Ontology annotation, cellular component: cleavage furrow; dendritic spine. Gene Ontology annotation, molecular function: GTPase activity; GTP binding. Gene Ontology annotation, biological process: stress fiber assembly; cell migration; small GTPase-mediated signal transduction. The record is from RefSeq and is a predicted model, not a curated record. The transcript is spliced from 5 exons. Lineage: Eukaryota; Metazoa; Chordata; Actinopteri; Cypriniformes; Catostomidae. The coding region runs from base 87 to 653 and encodes 188 amino acids.